Molecule: messenger RNA, 816 nt
Organism: Bradysia coprophila
Lineage: Eukaryota; Metazoa; Arthropoda; Insecta; Diptera; Sciaridae
Product: mitochondrial cardiolipin hydrolase-like
Biological process (GO): piRNA processing
Cellular component (GO): mitochondrion
Molecular function (GO): RNA endonuclease activity producing 5'-phosphomonoesters, hydrolytic mechanism
Source: RefSeq, a predicted model, not a curated record
AUCUGAUAACAUGAUGGAGAAGUUGACUGUAAACAAUUUAUCCUCGCAUCUGUUCAAGUAUAAUGCAUUAUUGGUAGGAACUGUUUUUCUUAUGUGGCUGUACAAACAGCAUGCAAACAGAAAAAAGCAUAGUGAAAUUGAUGAGUUGCUAUUUAUGAAACGUACAGACUGUUGUAAGCGAGAGAACAAUUGUGACAAUGAGCAUUGCUAUAACUAUGUAUUCCAACGAAUGAAAUCUUUGAUUGAUGGUGCUCAAUAUUCCGUAUAUGUUUGCAUGAACAUAUUUACAAGCGCAAGCCUGGGGGAAGUGGUGUUACGUGCACAUCAACGAGGAGUGUUGGUGAAAAUUAUCGCAAACUAUAGUACAGAGUAUGCGUCAGGAAGUCAAAUUACAAUGCUACAUAUCAACGGUAUUCCCGUUAAACAGCCAAAGACACACGGUCAUAUGCACCACAAAUUCUGUCUCAUAGACACCGACAAAUCGACGAAAAAAAUUGUAGUUCCGGGAGCGCUAAGAAUUCCAAGUAAUGGUGUCGUAAUGACUGGUUCUAUGAAUUGGACUUUUCAAGCAAUGGAUCAAAAUUGGGAGAACCUUCGGAUCACUUCAGAUAAAUUCUUUGUCGAGAAAUUUCACAACGAAUUCAACGCAAUUUGGAACAAUGCUAAUGUUGAUGAUUUUCGAAGACAAAGUGGAUCUAAGGGUGGAAUUAAUCAGCAGCGGAAUUAACAAAUUAAUUAAGACGAUUGAUCAUAGAUCGCAAAUAUGAUACAAUUUGACUGAUCUGAAGUUUGACAAAUAAACAAUUUUGUAAUUUC